Molecule: messenger RNA, 2175 nt
Organism: Diversispora eburnea
Lineage: Eukaryota; Fungi; Glomeromycota; Glomeromycetes; Diversisporales; Diversisporaceae
Source: the annotation of a GenBank genome assembly
AUGGGUCUUGAUACUUUGGAAGGAGAAAACUCUAAUGAAUCUUCUGACUCGUUACUUGCUUUAGACUGUGAAAAGAGUGGGAAUGGGAUAUCUGAAAUGAAGGGAACAUUAAAUUCUGAUAAAACUAACUGUGAAGAAAUUCAACAAUCGGAAACAAAUAAUAAUAAUAGUAUAAUAUAUCAAGGUCCAAAUGCUAAUGCACAAACAAUAAAUCAACAAACUGAAAUUUUGGAAUGUGAACAUUAUACUAGAGAGCCUUAUUCCUCUACACAAAAUUUAAUAGACGCACCUACUCUAAGACAACGCCAAGUAACAUCAAUAAUACCUGUUUCACCGGAAUCAUCAAAGUCAACAAAUAAUGCUACUUGUGUUUCUUCUGGGAGGUCACUUUCCCUAAAUUCUGUAGGCGAAGGUAGUAGUCGUGGAGCAAAGAACAUUUCUAAUAGUAAAAAUAAUGAGAAUAAUACAACAAAUGGAGGUUCAGAAUAUGAAUGUAAUAUUUGCUUUGAUACUGCUUCUUCGCCUGUUCUUACUCUUUGUGGACAUUUAUUUUGUUGGCCUUGCCUUCACCAAUGGUUAGAGGCCCAAUCGCAAAACCCUUUAUGUCCAGUAUGUAAAGCUGGCUGUGGUCAAGAUAAAGUUAUCCCAAUAUAUGGACGAGGAAAAGAGGCGAAAGAUCCAAGAACGAAUGCAGAAAUCCCAAAUCGUCCUCCAGGUCAGAGACCUCAACCACAACGGGAUCCGAAUCAACCUGGAAACCAAUUCUUCCCCGGCUCUUCGUUUCAUACAACAACCUUUGGUCCACAUUUUUCGAUUUCAACCAGCACGAUAUUUCCUUCAUUAUUUGGAGCACAAUUCGCAUUUACUCCACCAAAUGGACCUCCGUCACCACAACAGGCUUUUAUGUCUAGGCUUCUUUUGAUGUUUGGCUGUAGGGCAUCAAAUUUAGUAAUUGAUAAAGCCAAAGGUUCAUGGCUUUGGACAGUUGAAGGGAAAAAGUAUUUGGAUUUUUCUUCUGGAAUAGGCGUGACCUCUACGGGUCAUUGUCAUCCAAAAGUUGUAAAAGCUGUACAAGAACAAUCGGCCAAAUUAAAUCAUGCUCAGGUCAAUAUUUUUUUUCACAAACCAAUGUUGGAUCUUAUUGGAAAAUUAAAAUCAGUAAUGCCUUCUUCAAAACUUGACACAUUUUUCUUUUGGAAUUCUGGUGCUGAAGCUGUUGAAGCUGCUGUAAAACUGGCAAGGCAUUCAACUAAGAAACAGAAUAUAAUUGUUUUUCGAGGGUCAUAUCAUGGGAGAACUAUUGGUUCAAUGUCACUUACGACAUCGAAAACUGUUUAUAAGGCAAAUUAUGGUCCAUUAAUGCCUGGAGUUUUCGUUGCACCAUUUCCUUAUUGUUUUAAUUGUCCAAUACAUAAAAAACUUCCAGAUAAAUAUCACAUAAAUAAUUGUUGCAAUGAUCCAAUUGAUCAAUUGGAAAUUUUAUUAAAACAACAAACUUCUCCCCAAGAAACCGCCGCAUUGUUAAUAGAACCAAUAUUAGGAGAAGGAGGUUAUGUCGUUCCACCAAAUUAUUUCUUUAAGGAAUUAAAAAAAUUUUGUGAAAAGAAUGGUAUUCUAUUAAUUACAGAUGAAGUUCAAUGUGGAUUUGGUAGAACAGGUAAAAUGUUUGCAACUGAACAUUUUGGAAUGGUUCCGGAUAUUAUGAUUAUGGCUAAAGGAAUUGCGAGUGGAUUCCCAUUAAGUGGAAUUGUUUCAAGGAAAGAAUUAAUGGACAAACAACCACCUGGAAGUAUGGGAGGUACAUACGCUGGUAAUGUAGUAUCAUGUGCUGCUGCUAUUGCAACAUUAGAAGUAUUUGAAGAAGAAAAUUUAUUGAAAAAUGUUGAUUUAAGAUCAUCGCAAAUACUUUCUUUACUGGAUAAAAAACUUAAACCGUUAUUACCUCCACAAGUUAAUUUAGAUAUUCGUGGGUUAGGAUUAAUGAUUGGUAUUGAAUUUCAAGGAGUUCCAUAUGGAUUUGUAUCAGAAGUAGCAAAAGAAUCAGUUGAAAAGCAAGAUUUAAUUGUAUUGACAACCAGUAUUUAUGAAACCAUAAGGUUAAUUCCUGCAUUAAAUAUUACAGAAGAGGAAGUUGUUAUUGGUAUUGAAAAAUUAUGUAAAGCUAUUGAGAUGGUU